ACACUAGCUAUAUAAUCACUAGUGAGCGCGAGUAGAGGAGACAACGGGCCGUCGUCCAAAGCCAAAAGAAAAACAUCUCGAGUCGCAGAAAGAGGACGACGGGCCAGAUAUCAGUCCGGCGGAACUCGAGCCUAUAAAGAUGCAGCGCCGAAGAGUGGCCCUGAAGCAGGUCGUCGUUCACCAGGUAGUACAGCUCUGAGUCGGAGCUUCUCUUCCUCGUCAGAGAGCAGAAGAGACAGAAGCCCGCAAGGACGACGGCAGCAGUAGCAACAGCGUCUCGUUGGUGCGCGCGUCGUCCCUGUAGCUCGAGAUCUCAGCGACCAAGUGCUCGUCCCCGGGAGCGUUGAAGCCCACCGGUAGGUGGGGACGAUGCUGCCGUCGACGAGGAGGAGAAGGAGCACAGCAGCGGCUCGUCGGGCCGCGCGUCACCGGCUGGCCUCCUAAUACUGGCAGCGGCUGAACCUUCGCCGAGCUUCGUCCGGCUCCGGGAGUCGAGGAGGUCGAGGCGCCAACAGGAUCAUGGCCACCCAGGGACCGAGCAGCCAAGCGGCCGCUAACGGACCGCCCACCCCUGGCAAGCCACCACUGUCUGUGUCGCCCCAGCCCCAUCAUCAGCAGCAACAGCAGCAGCAGAGCAAUAAUUUUGAGCCUUUGGACAAGAGCUCGUCCAAUACAUUGAAGCGUAACCCAAAGAUGGAGCUGUGUAAAACAGAUCUGCUGAAGCUGCUCGGCUACUUGGAGGGUGAACUGCAAGCCCGUGAUAUUGUAAUUGCAGCUUUGAAGUCGGAGAAGAUGAAGCAGCUUUUGAAUUCGCGAUACCGAAGCGGGACGUCGGAUCCUCACUCUGCGCUCGCUAGAGAUGUGGCCCUGAUUGGUGGUGCUAGUGGAUCCCAGGGAAAUCAGGCAGAUCAGCUGGGAGCCACCCUUGAGGCUCUGAUCACUCGGCAGAGAUACAUGAAAAGUCACAUGGCAAACGUGAUGAAAAACGCCGAGCUCAGACAUCGAACGGUGAUAAAGGAGCUGGAAGAAGAGAAGCAAAAGCACGAGCACGACACGGCCCAGGGCGAUGACAUAACGUAUGGCCUGGAGAAAGAGCGCACUCGACUAAAGAAAGAGUUAGAGAUGGAGAAACAAGAGAAGAAACGUCUUGAAGCGGAGGCCAAGAAAUUGAGCGAAACUCUUGAGGAAGAGAAGAACCGACAUAAGCAGAUCGUUCUUAUAUUGCUCGCCGAGCGCAAGAAGAUCAUUAUAAAGUACAUAGAGGAGCGCAAGAGGUCAGAGGACCUUGCCCAAAUACUCAGCGAAGAAAAGGUGCGCACGGACUCGAUGGCGGAAGGUCUGGAAGAGGAGAGCAAGAAAUCGCUGCACAUGGAAGCGGAGAUGGAGAAGCAGCAAGCGCAGUUUGACAUUGAGAGGUCGCAGUUCCGCCAGACGACUGCCAUGAAGGACAAGAAGUUGAUGGAGCAGCAGCAGGAGCUUGAUAAGCUCAGGGCUGAACUCGAAAUGCUAAAAGAACAGCAAGCUCGCGUAGUGCUCAGAACUGUGGGGGUAACCCCACCACCGCCGCCGGCUAAACCGGCAAAUCUUGCAGCCAUGCCGACAUUGAGGACUGCCGCUGCUCCUCCAACAGUGAAAGGAGCGGUUCUAGGCGCCGGUACACCAAUGGUCAGUAGUAAGGUGGUACAACCCACCGCCACCGUCUCCAGCGUACCAGUCAGCGGGCCAACUACUGGCAUCGCCAGAUCUGUGACGCCGGGCCAGGCAUUGCGCGGAGUUGUAUUCGGCACAGCCGGUGCUCCACCAACUGCAACAACAGUGAUCGAUGGCGCAGUACCUGCUCCAGACGCCGCAACCGGCGCACAGACGCUGAAACGAGUUCCCGGACCGGUGCCGCCACCGACAGUACCAGCGUCAGUGGUGGCAGCAGUACCUUCACCAGCAGGAAAGAAGCCGAUAGUGAUUCCGCCAAGUGGCGUUGCGACUGUGGCCAGGGGAGCUCCACCACCGGUGCCACCUAACAAGCCAGUGGUUCCGCCCAAGAAGGAAGUAGCCGCUGCCUUCCUGAGGAGAGCCGAGAGCAGUGCUGCGGAACAGCAGCCGAGCAGUGUCAAGCAGUUUGUCAAGCAGAACACCGUCAUCGCCAAUCCCGCAGCGCAACAGCCCGCCGCCGUUGUCACCGAUGACGAGGCGAAGCCACGUUGAUUUCGUAGGUAGGAUGAUCAUCGCCGAGAGUCUUCUACGAGAGAUCGCACCGGAGCCACAGAAGAAUCUCCUCAUCCAGCCAUCGAUUUUUGAGCGCAAUACAGUACGACGGGACGAGUCACGAAUCAAAAGCGCAGCCGCUCGUUUUGCAAAAGUUUUAAUAGCGAAUUGUCCCCUUACCGAGAUCCAUAGCGUAGCUUCCUAAAAUAACUCGACUCCUAUUGAGAGUCCUAUUUAUAGGCGAUACCGCUCGACGGAAUGUAUAUCAAACGGUACGGAUGAUCAUUCAUGUACACUGCCUUCAUUGCACGCUCGACAGGUACACUCAACACGCGCGAAUAAGGCAUUUUUUGCGGAGAAGGUAUGUUAUAUCGAGUCGCGUCUUUACGUAUCAAUCGCAGUAUAGGCGAGAACUAAAAGGUAAGACAAAACGAGAGAGAGAUACGAUCGUUUCUUGAUUAUUAAUUUUACGAUCUACUGCGACUUGCAAUAUUGUACGGUGCGGCAUUUUUUAACGCAUCAUUAUAUAGAGAGAAAGAACUUUGUAAUACACUUGCGCAUGUUAUAUACAUCUCUUUCCGUUGUAGCCGUUACACGUGCAAUUUUUUCUUCGCUUCGAAGCAAACGAUGUAUAAUUAUUACAAAUAUACAUGGACGCACGUCGUGCGCGAGAGUCGGACAUAAUAUAGGUCUACCACUUUGUAUUUUCCUGCCUUCCGUGAAGGUCCUCUUUCUCUCUCUCUCUCUCUCUCUCUCUCUCUCACUCUCUUGAGCCGAGCUAUAUUAUAUCAAGUUCGAUCGAACGACACGAGCGCGAAUAAACACAAAGCACAACCAGAAAGAUGGUAAAAUUAGUAAUAAGGAGACGCACGAGCGGGGUUAUAAUGAUGAUUAAUCGCAAAGCAAUACUAUUACUACUUACUACUAAACUACUACAUAACUGACUGUGGCAAACUAAGUUAUUGAAUACUCAGAGCGCGUCGGAGCUAUGUUUGAAAACGACGGGAUAGAGGGGUCGUCGUCGUUUCUAGUCGCUCGCGCGAAAAUUUCGAGAAAGAUUUACCCAUGAAUGAGUAGCGAGAAUUCGCGUAAGUUGCAUACUCACCUCUAAAGUAGAGACUCGUAGGAAACUCCUCCCGGUUCUUCGUUUGCCCUUUUUUUUUUAAUUUGUAUAUUGACUGACCGUGCGACGGUCUGCAUGUAUUUUUUUACGGCGAUUGAUUUUCGAUCGUGCGAAUAUCAGGCAUUAUAUACUUAGCUGAUUAAGUAUUACAAUUAUAUGAUUUUCCUUUUUUAUAUAUGAUGAUUUUUUUAUCCUUAAGUUAUAUGAGUGACGAUAAAGAGAUAUAGAAAAAUGUAUAAAUGAAUGUAUAAAUGGAUGGCGAGAAUCGCGAAGCGCGCGUUUUAUUGUCCUCUUAUCAUGUGAUCUCUAUGUGAAUCGUUUUAAGGCUAUGCACUUGACUCGAUCAAAGCGUAUUGUGUUAAUAUUUUUAUUAACAAGGGACUUUCACAUAUUAUUUCGACUACGUACAGUAUCAGUUGGCUUGCGUUAUGUUCAAGAGGUUUUAAGAUUUUGGUCGAGUCAAUUGCAUUUAAUUAUUUUUCUUCAACUGUACUGUUUGACAUAAUCUCCCUAAUCGAAAUAUGGUAAUGCAUAGUCUUCCAGGAUUCUAAAUCGCAAACUAUGACAAAGACAGGAAUGUUUCUGUAGAACAGUAUUUGUCUUGAUACGAGAAUCGCAGCAUGACUUGAUGCGUGUAAUUUUAUCGAGCCAUUUAUAUUGAUUGUUUUAGGCCGAGUCCUUUUUUUCUCUUUCGAUUUGAAGUAACGGUCGAUUAAGCAUUUAAGCAUGUCGCGUUGUAUACUUACUACUCGACAAAAUUGUAAAUAGUAAUUUAAAAUAGCGUAUUAUAUGGAAUAUCUGUAAAAAUAUCAUAAUCAACUGAAUGUUAACUAAAAUACUCAAAUUUAGCACACCACACAAACACAAACAUCCGAGCAAGUUGUCUGGCAAAUUUUUGCCAAACAGGUAUUGUUAUAUUAGUUCACUCAGCACCUCAAAACAUUUAGUGAUUUUGUAUAAAAAGUCAUACUCGAAAUCAUGGACAGUGAAACUUCUCCACAACUAUCACGAAAUGUACGCGAAUCGAGUAUAUGGACGUUCAUUUUAAAAUGCAAUCAUCAAAAGAAAAAUCAAAAAACCGUAGCCAAAUGCACAAGAGAAGAGAAGUUUCACUGCAUUUUGUAAGCUGAACAGAUAAUGGAUAAUUUCGAUGAAUUUACUUAAGCAUCUUUGUAUAGAAAAGAAAAUGAAAAAAAAAAACAAAAUAUACGUACCAAUACUAAAAAGAUCGAUAUUAUAAUUUUCACUUUUGCUGUACUUUGUAAAUACACUCGUGUACUACAAAAUCGAACAGGAAAUUCGAUCUCUGGACAAAGACUGCGAAAGGCGUAUUAUAUGAUUUCGAGCUUCGACCGCUUAUGCUUCAUUAAAACUUCGCCUCUCACUUUCAUCAAUAGUAAUUGUUUCUCUUAGCGUCUAUUCUGAGUUUCUUUACACCGAUCUAUCGAGGGUUCGAGUGAAUUCGUUUUUUCGGGCAUUACAACUCAGGUUUCUAGUGUAUUGCAAUUAUGUCAUAAGACUGAUGAAUACGGGCAACUUUGAUGUGAAUUUAUUCUCCUGACAAUGUCUUCUCUUCAGAGUUAAUUUCACUUUCGAUAACGACUCAUUGACUGCAUUUUACAAAAUGUACAAACUUAAUCGUAAUAUUAUUUCACAUUUGAUCGGUGACGACUUUGGUCAUUUAAAACGACUGAUCGUGACCAUUGGUUUUUCUGUAACCAUCUACGCUUUUUGCAUGAAUAUGAAAUUCUAUCUUUUAUAUAACUUUUGAACGCACAGGUGUACCGAUUUAUAUUCAAAAAUCACUCGAGCCCUCAGUAUAUAAAUUACGAGUAGAAUUAAAAUAAACUAUCGCUUUAUAAUCAAAUUUUUCAAUGGUUUCAUUUGAACAUAGAACAUUAUUUAUUGCAUACACUAAAGGAAAAGUACUGGGUAAUAAUGGUUGUUUGCCAAUGAAAGGAUAAUAAUUUGGAUUUCCUCUAGUUUUUCCAAACGAGUAUAAAAGAACACUUUGUAGAUGUAAAAGUAGAGGUGUUAGCAUUAUAAAAUUACAAUCACGCGGGCAGACGUAGCGAUUUUAUAUAUAUAUAUCAACGUUAUCACAUGUUAAUUGUGUAUGUCAAAGUGCACUAGAUUCUUUUCAACUCUGUUCUUGUAUUUUACUUUCGCUCCUUGUUGCUGUUAUAAUCCGACCAAGUAUAAAAAAAAAUAUAUAUACCUACAUAACUUUGUACCUCUAAAGAAUUUUGACAUGUCAUGAAAUUUGACGAACGAUGCAUCGAAAUAGUCUGUUUUUCUUAUUGUCCACGACAGUUGCUCCCUUUCUUUUGUAACUUUCGAUCAAAUAGUUUUUUUUUUUACCAAGAAUAACGAAAGUGUAAAUACAAACAAUAAACUUGAAAAAAAAGUAGACCAAGUAGGGGAAGAAGAACAUAACAGCGCGAUUUUGAUACAACCGCUGAGGGAGAAUAUUGUUGAAGGCCGAAAUUGGCUGUAUAACUGAGAUAAUAAAAAUGAAACCUAAAAGUCGUAAUUUAUAAGAUACACACAUAAACACACUCUCGAGUCAUCAAUAGCGAAGUCCCGUUGCAAAAUGCAGAACAAGAUAAGUUGUAACGACGUUUUGUUUUGUCUUUCGAACAUUGUAAUGUUGUGUCAGAGAAUGAAAGGUUCGUUAAUGAAGCCCGAAUACAGUUUUAGUAAUAUGGUAACUAUAUAAAAAAAGUCAUGUUUCACAAAAGUGUAUUUGUUAAGUAAUUUUAGAGAAAACCGAGCAAAGGUUUUUUCCCUGUUGUGCUGUAAAUAUUAAUUGCUUAGAGAAUAUGUAGACAGUAAUGAUUGCAGAAAGCUUAAAAGCUGAAAGCGUAUUAUAGAAAUCUUAACUUUAUUUCUAAAGGUUUGAAGCCACUGGUGUUUAUGCAACAGUAACAUUUUCUGAUUGUUUGGUCGAUUCACUAGUUCAGUUCCCUUGAUUUCUGUAAAUACGCGAAAGUCGUAACAAAUCAUUACGUUAAAUCUUCUUUAAGGAAUAUCUUAAUGUUGAAGAAAUGAUUUAGCGAAAUAAUUAUAGCGAAAAUUAGACUCAUACAGAGCGUAUAAUGGGAAUCGCUUGCGAUCGACUAUGAUAUCCUAUCUCUCAUCCUUUCUUUUCGCUUAGUUUUUACAUGGCUGAAGUCGAAAGCCAUUUCUGUCCAAAAUUGUAACGACAUUGUAACGACCAUUACCAUCAGUGAUGUAAAAGAUUAACAAAAAAACACAAUAUAAUCAGUUUGUGAAAAA
This is a messenger RNA of Nasonia vitripennis (jewel wasp), 6604 nucleotides long. RefSeq lists its product as uncharacterized. The transcript is spliced from 9 exons. The record is from RefSeq and is a predicted model, not a curated record. NCBI's taxonomy places the organism in Eukaryota, Metazoa, Arthropoda, Insecta, Hymenoptera, Pteromalidae. Bases 520 to 2202 code for a protein of 560 amino acids.